AGAAACUAUGGUAGCAAAUAAGAAUCUUAAACUGUCUUAAAUUCAAUACAUUUUACACUAGUUCAUUUUUUUUUACUCCGUUUGCCCUUUGUGCAAACAUCCAACCCUCAGUGGGGUGUUUGACGGUUUGACCCAUAAUAUUUAUUAAACAUGCAACGAUUUAAUCAAUUCAUGUUUAGACAUAUGAGUAAUGUUUAACGAAUAUGAAUACAACUUUCGUUUAGUCGAUCAAUGUAUCUCCGAGUUCAUUGCAAAACGCUAUUUUGACUUUUAUUGGAUUUUUAGUUUUUGACGGUGCUGCAACUGUCGCUACGUUUUUGCGCCUCUGUUCGCUGCUUUACGGUAGUGGUACUGAUGCGGGAUGAGUCAGGCUAUGUGGUGGAGGGGACGACGAUGAUGAUGGUGGUGAUGAUGAUGAUGAUGCCAUUUCAUCAGCACAGUGAAACCAUCGCAAACACUGAGAUGUCUUCCCGGGAUUCCCCACAGACAGUCUGCGCCCCUGUUUCACCAAACUACCGACAAAACAGGCGCAACUGAGCCGCGUUCGCGCCUCCACCCGCGGCCGCUCCGUGUUUUUUCCGGCUGCGUUUCUUUUAUCUUCUCUCGGCUUUCGGCCAGGCCUGAACCACACACACACAUACACACACACGAGUUCGGGGCCUAUUUUCUGCAUUUGUCUCCUCCAGACUCCGCCAUCUGGACCACAUCUAACCCAUUGGGUUAAAUCAGUUAUUGUAGUCGCUGUUUUGCUGCGGGACCCUCUCCUACAGCCACCCAUUCAUCCACCCAGAUCCUUCGGUGCCAUGGAGCCAACGCCGGCCUGGUCCUGAGGAGUGUGGGAGUAGCAGAGAAAGCAGUCCGACUGUUACAGUCCUCUUCAGUCCUGAUCCACCGCCCACAGCGCCACAGACGCCGAUAGUGAACGGCAGCGACAGACAGGAGGACGGACGGAGACAUGGAGGCCAUCUGGCUCUACCAGUUCCGGCUGAUCGUCAUCGGGGACUCCACGGUAGGGAAGUCGUGUCUGAUCCGCAGGUUCACCGAGGGUCGCUUCGCUCAGGUCUCCGAUCCCACGGUCGGCGUGGACUUCUUCUCCCGCCUGGUGGAGAUCGAGCCCGGAAAGAGGAUCAAGCUGCAGAUCUGGGACACGGCGGGUCAAGAGCGAUUCAGGUCCAUCACCAGGGCCUACUACCGCAACUCUGUGGGUGGGCUCCUUCUGUUUGACAUCACCAACCGCCGCUCCUUCCAGAACGUCCACGACUGGCUGGAGGAAGCUCGAAGCCACGUCCAACCACACAGCAUCGUCUUCCUGCUGGUGGGACACAAGUGUGACCUGGAAGCACAACGCCAGGUGACCCGUCAGGAGGCAGAGAAGUUGGCUGGGGCGUAUGGGAUGCGAUACAUCGAGACAUCGGCCCGUGACGCCAUCAACGUGGAGCACGCCUUCACUGAGCUGACCAGGGAUAUCUUUGCCUUGGUGCGGUCCGGCGACAUCACGAUUCAGGAGGGUUGGGAGGGGGUGAAGAGUGGGUUCGUGCCCAAUGUGGUUCACUCCUCGGAGGAGGUGACGAAGAGUGACCGCCGCUGUCUUUGUUGAUCUGGAACCUAAAUGACGGUACUGAAGGUGAAGGAAGGAAUCAAAAGGAAAAUGACUGACGGACUGCGGCAUUGGCCCCGUGAUGGAAACCUUUGCACCGUCUCAUGUUUUUUCUUUGAUAAUUGGUGGAUAGGCUGAAGGAUUCAACAGAGGAACAUCGUCGGCAUGGGAUGGAAGGCUGAAGCAACAUGUCUACUUCCAUAUACAUGUUACUAGGUCCAGAGGAAGCACACAGAUGCUCGUCCCCGUGUGAGAGCUCCCAUGAUUCAUGAUCUUUUUCUCAUGGCAGAUUUCUUGCUGGAAAUCCCUUCCAGUCUGGGCCUCAGAAAUAUAAUCUGUUUCAGUCCAUCACCACAACAAAACAACUCUCUUUCUGUCAUCACUCUGUCUCCCAUCAUGCCUUUCUUCACCUCUCAUUUCCACAAUAACUCCAGGUUUCCUCUCCUCCAAUAUGCAACUACAUGGUGGGCCUUUUUAUUUUUCUGUAGUGUCACCCUCUUAAAUCACAUCUCCUUCUGGACAAAUUGCACCACAUUCCACUGUAAGAGAUCAAUUGAGGAAUCAGAGGAUACAGUGGAUGUUCUUCUUAGAUCUUUCCUGUUGUCUGCAGUACACUCUGAUGACACUGGAUGCACAGUUACACCUGCUUGUUAUCAUCUGGUUUGUAACAGACUCCUUCGGUGUGUAUACAGUCUAACAGAACAAGAAUUUUCAGACUGUCUUAACCAUUUCUGACUCUGUCACUUUAAGUGGAAACUUGCUUAAGUGGUCUUAUAGUAAUGUGGGAGCUGGGAAGUAUCUUUUGAGGUUGGACCUCCUGAACAGUGGAGCUCCAGCCGGUUAUUUGAAUGGUAGUAUUAAGAAAACAUAGCAUUGUUCAGAAGCUGAAGACGAAUCAAGCAGACAACAUGGAGGGAGAACAUGAUGAAUUUAUGACAGAGAGACUCAGCCGUGCACCAACAAAGAUGGACAAGACUGUAACAUAAAGCCAUGAGAGUCAGUGCAGCAAAAUGACACAACACAGAUACAGGCACAGGGACACUACAAGCUAACAUUUAUUUUGGAGUAUGUUGAUUUCGCGCCUUCUCUGGAACUUCUGGAUAUUGUUUUUGGUUCUGUUCUUUAAUGUGUUAGAGUUACCACUGACCAUGUUGAUAAAUGUUACAGAUACAGUAAAUAAAUCUGCGGUCAGUGGAGCAUUUGUAAGUGCAGGUGGCAGUAUCACCCACUGGACAUGGUAAGAUGUCAGUGAUUCUUAUACUAGAGGAUGGCACCGCCCCAGAUGGGUUAUGAGUCACAGAAAUGUGCGACCUGGAUGAUUUUUGUCAAAUAUAAUUAGAAAAAAUGGUUAAAAAAACAAAGAAUAGAAUAUUGUGAACCAAAAUUGGAAAAAUAAAACAAUAUCUUGAUCUUAUUUAGUGAGGUUUUAAUCAAACUUGUUUUUUUUACAGUUGCCAAAAAUAAAUGUAACAUUUUAAUCAGUUUAUCUCUAAAAAGGAUUCUGCCAGGACAGAUAGUUUCAAGCCAUUUCUAUAAGAUACACCUGACAAAUCUUUUCCUUUGCGAUUGUAUACAAAAUUAGAUUAUUAUCCACAAGGCCACAUGUGAUCAGUCCCUCAUCCUGAAGCAUGCUGUUGGGGUGAAAAUCAUGAUUUCCUGCUGUUGGUGUAACUUUUUAUUCACAUGAACAGUGAUCGUACACUUCCUCUUUACAAUUCCUCUUUAGCUGUACAGACUCUACUGUAUAACACGGUUCAAAAACCUUCCUGGUAAAAGCCGACAGUUUCUCUUCCUCUCCUCUAGUAAUCUAUCUACCCACCAAAAAUGUACUGAAAAAAUAAAAACGUGACUGGAAAAAUAA
Cynoglossus semilaevis (tongue sole) is the source of this 3458-nucleotide messenger RNA. It is a transcript of the gene rab39bb, whose product is annotated as RAB39B, member RAS oncogene family b. The transcript is spliced from 4 exons. The record is from RefSeq and is a predicted model, not a curated record. Bases 956 to 1597 code for a protein of 213 amino acids. Lineage: Eukaryota; Metazoa; Chordata; Actinopteri; Pleuronectiformes; Cynoglossidae. Gene Ontology annotation, biological process: Rab protein signal transduction. Gene Ontology annotation, molecular function: GTP binding; GTPase activity.